Molecule: messenger RNA, 9999 nt
Organism: Mirounga angustirostris (Northern elephant seal)
Lineage: Eukaryota; Metazoa; Chordata; Mammalia; Carnivora; Phocidae
Gene: RPAP2
Product: RNA polymerase II associated protein 2
Exons: 12
Coding region: 80-1849 (589 amino acids)
Cellular component (GO): cytoplasm; nucleus
Molecular function (GO): RNA polymerase core enzyme binding; RNA polymerase II CTD heptapeptide repeat phosphatase activity
Source: RefSeq, a predicted model, not a curated record
CGCCCCGCGCUACGCGAGGGGAGGCGGAGCCGCAAAGGGAGACGCCAGCUCCGGGCCUCACCUCCUGACGACGCCGCGGAUGGCCGACUGCGCGGGGCCGCGCUCUCCGCGCCUCAAGGCCCGGGUCCCCCGCGCCUCCCGAAACGCCGCAGGUGCUAAACAGACAAAUGCCUUAAAACAAGAAGAUGCUUCUAAAAGGAAAGCAGAACUAGAAGCAGCUGUGAGAAAGAAGAUUGAAUUUGAGAGAAAAGCUCUACAUAUUGUUGAACAGCUUUUAGAAGAAGAUAUUACAGAAGAAUUCCUAAGGGAAUGCGGGAAGUUCAUCACACCUGCUCACUAUAGCGAUGUCGUGGAUGAGCGUUCUAUUAUUAAACUCUGCGGUUAUCCCUUAUGUCAGAAGAAACUAGGAAUUUGUUUUUGCAGCAAUUUUUGUUACAAAGCAUCUAAGUUUUUUGAAGCACAAAUUCCUAAAACUCCAGUAUGGGUUCGAGAAGAGGAAAGGCAUCCUGAUUUUCAGCUGCUACAGGAAGGACAAAGUGGCCAUUCUGGAAAGGAAGUACAGUUAUGCACUAAGGCCAUUAAAGCAUCAGAUAUUGACAAUCCUGGCCAUUUUGAGAAGCAUUAUAAAUCUAGUUCUUCUAGCUCUCAUGGUGAUAGUAGCAGUGAUAAUGAGCAAGACUUUGUUUCCUCCAUUCUACCAGGAAACAGACCAAAGGCAACGGGUGUAAGUCCACAGCUGCACAAAAAAAGCAUAAUGAAAAAGAAAGCUGGUCAGAAAGCUAACUCCAAACAUGAAGACAAAAAACAGACAGUAGUAGAUGUCACUGAGCAGCUAGGCAAUUGCAGAAUAGAUAGUCAUGAGAAAGCUGCUGCUUGUGAACUUCCUUUACAGAAAGUAAGUACUCAGAUUUCUUCAAAUAGUCCUUUGCAAGAAAAAUUAGAAGCUACAGAAAAUUCUGAAAAUAAAUACAGUAGUUCAAAAAUAACUCUAGUUGGUAUAAGUAAGAAAAGUGCUGAGCAUUUUAAGAGAAAAUUUGCCAAAUCAAUCCAAGUUUCUAGGUCAGCCUCUAGUCCAAUGCAGAUGUGUCCUGAAGUUGCAAAGGCAAACUUACUUAAAGUCCUGAAGGAGACUUUGAUUGAAUGGAAGACAGAAGAAACUUUGAGGUUUUUGUAUGGCCAGAAUUACGCUUCUUUGUGUCUAAAACUCUCUUCAGCCCCUCUGGUUAAAGAACAAGAACUUGAUGAAGAUGACAUACACUCUGACCCAGAUAGACAUUCCCCUGCCUUCCAGGAAUCUCAGUACAGUUUGGAUGAGUCUUUACCUUUUAGGGCCUCAAAUACAGCCAUUAAACCACUGCCAAGUUAUGAGAACUUGAAAAAAGAAACUGAAACAUUGAAUCUGAGGAUAAGGGAGUUUUAUAGAGGACGAUAUGUUUUGAGUGAAGAAACCACCAAAUCACAAGACGCAGAAGAGCAUGAUCCCACCUUUCCACUGAUAGAUUCAAGUUCUCAGAACCAGAUUAGAAAACGCAUCGUACUUGAAAAGUUGAGUAAAGUAGUGCCUGGACUUGUGGGGCCUCUUCAGAUCACAUUAGGAGAUAUUUAUGCACAACUGAAAAAUCUCAUCCGAACUUUCAGAUUAACAAAUAGAAAUAUUAUACACAAACCUGCAGAGUGGACCUUAAUUGCUGUGGUGUUGCUGUCAUUACUGACCCCAAUUCUUGGCAUUCAGAAGCAUUCUCAGGAAAAUGUGGUGUUUACACAGUUUAUAGAGACUUUGCUUGAAGAAUUAAAUUUAAAGAAUGAAGACCUUGAAAGCUUAACCAUCAUAUUUAAAACCAGCUGUUAACCACAGAGUGGUAUAAUCCAUGAAGACCAAAUAGAAGAUGAUCGUCUAUUCAUCAUUUCUGGAAUUCUAGCUACAAUAAUGUUCUGGUGGUAACUGAUAACUAGCUUUGUUCCAAGAAAGACCUCCUUAGAUUUCAGCCCCCUGCUUCCCAGUCCCUAACUGUACAGUGACUUCCCCUAGAUAGAGGAGAACCAUUUUUCCAAUAAGGAUAACCAAGUCCUUGCAUCCCUAGCUGUAAGACAUAAGAUUUAAAUUUUCAAGUAAAUAAAAAUACUAAGUUGAAACGUUAAUAAAUAUUGAUCUUAUUGGUUGACAAACAUUUGAGAACAUUCCCAUUUUGGCCUCACAAUCUAAACUCUAGAUUCUAAAAACAGUGAAGAGUUCAAUAAAUGCAAUCUAAGAUGAAGCCCUUUGGAAGUGUAGUCACUAUUCUUUUAAAGAAACUGUGCUAUAAAAUGGUCCUGAGCAGUGUAGUUAAUCAAGUCCAAAACAGGAAUAUUCCAGAAUUUUGUGGACUCAACUAGAAAAAGGAAACUGUAGUUUAUUUUCAAAAUUUACAGUUUUUUCAAAAUGUCUGUCAAGCAUGUAAGUUACAAGGCCUCCAGAGCAGUUAAGGGGGGGGGGCCCUCAGACAAUUUGGGAAGCCUUACUGGAGGGCCAAGAAACAAAAUAAGAAUCAGAUCUACACUCUUGGACACUGGAGGAAAUGACAGCUGCUAGAAGUCUAACCAUGGAAAGGGUCCAGAAAGCAGCCUGGUGGAGUGAGGAGCCUAAUGGACAAGAAUCUACAAGUUCAGUAAGUCACAGGCUACAAUAUACAGAAAUCAGCUGUUUUUGUAUAUUAGCAAUGAAAAAUCCAAAAAGGAAGAAAAUUCCAUUCGCAGUAGCACCAGAAAGAAUUCAAUACUUAGUAAAUUUAACAAAAGAAGUACAAGACUUGUGGGGUGCCUGGGUGGCAUAGUCAGUUAAGCGUCUGACUCUUGAUUUCAGAUCAUGUCCUGAUCUCAGUGUCUUGAGAUCGAGCUGUGGGUUAGCUCAUGCUCAGCAGUCUGCUUGAGAUUCUCUCCUUCUCCCUCUGCCCCUCCCACUUAUGUGCUUGCUCUCUAAAAUAAAAAAAUCCUUAAAAAUAAAUGGAGUGUAAAACUUAUAUAAUGAGGGGCACCUGGGUGGCUCAGUUGGUUAAGCAUCUGCCUUUGGCUUGGGUCCUGAUCCCAGGAUCCUGGGAUCAAGCCCCACAUCAGGCUCCCUGCUCAGCAGAGAGUCUGCUUCCUCCUUUCUCUUUCCCUCUGCCUCUCCCCUGCUCAUGCUCUCAAAUAAUAAAAAUCUUAAAAAAAAAAAAAACUUGCAUAAUGAAUACUAUAAAACAGACAUUAAAGAAGGCAUAGAGAUAUUCCACGUUUAUGAAUUAGAAGUUUCAGUUAUUAAGAUGGUAGUCCUCGGGCGCCUGGGUGGCUCAGUCGUUAAGCGUCUGCCUUCGGCUCAGGUCAUGAUCUCAGGGUCCUGGGAUCAAGCCCCACAUCGGGCUCCCUGCUCCGCGGGAAGCCUGCUUCUCCCUCUCCCACUCCCCCUGCUUGUGUUCCCUCUCUCAUGUCUCUCUCUCUCUAUCAAAUAAAUAAAUAAAAUCUUUAAAAAAAAAAAAAAAUGGUAGUCCUCCCCACAUUGGUAUAGAUCAAUGCAAUCCCUCUUAAAAUCCCAGUAGGUUUUUUUUGAAAUAUUUUCAAGCUGAUCCUAAAAUUUCUAGGGAAAUACAAAGGAUUUCCAAAAUAGCCAAAACAAUUUUGAAAAACACUUCCUGAUUUCAAAACUUACUACAAAGCUACAGUAAGCAAUACAGUAGGAUACUGAUAGGCAUAAAGAUCAGUGGGGCAGAGGGGCAGCUGGGAAGAUGGCUGAGUAGGAGGAUGUUAAGCUCCCUUUGCCCCAUGGAUACAAGUAGGUAACACUCACAUCAGUAUAAACCCAAAAGAUGAUGCAAAGACUGGCAGGAUGAACUCCACAACUAAAUAAAUGGUAGACAAGAGGCCACAUCAAAGAAGGUAGAAAGGACAAAGACAUGGUCCGGGAGCAAAGCGGACUAGGGCCAUCCGCAGCGGGAAGGGAAACAGUGGCACGAAGGACAGAAAACACUUUCACACUGGGGAGCCCAUAAAUGGGGAGGACGAAUCCCCAUAAUAUUUGCCUUUGAAAGUGAGAGGAGGCCAAUUUCUUGAGUUCUUACAACCACUGGGACUUAAGAGGCAGGAAUUUUUAAAUCAAUGGGCUCAGCUCCAGGAGAGCCUGGAGGGCAUUAGGAAGCAGAGUUCCCACCCCUAAAGAGUCUUGGACAGAUACAGCACAGAACCAGCAGUUUGAAAACACCAGCAGUAGAUGGGAAGGAGAGUGAGUUGUUCAUCUCAGAGCAUGGCCUGGAGAGAGGGAUCACAGGGAGACCCCUCUAGGAACAAGGGAGCCAGCGGGUGCCAUUUCCCUCCCCUGCCCACCACAUAAACAACGGAUACCUGCAGGAAUCAUUGCAGCACUAACAUCUGUUACCUAACUUGCUUACACCAAGCCCCACCCCACCCUUGUGCGGAUCCACCCUUCCCAGUCAUGAUCACCUUAGUCCAGUCACUGUGGGCCCCCUCCCUGAGAAGACCCGUGGAAACCCUGCCAACACCACAUCUAACUGGCACAUUGUGCAGGAACUCUGUUCUGGCGUGAGCAGGUCUCAUUUCACUAGCAAACCACCACACACCUUGUUAAACACAAUAGGCAAACACAAACACAGACAACCGGACUGAAGAAAAGAGAGGGCAAGACUCAACAGCAGAGCACACACAACACCCAUAAGAGACAUUCCCUGAAGCACCAGGCCCUGGAGAACAAGGAACACUGCACGAAAAGAUCUCUUCUACAUAAGGCUUUUAUAGUUAAGAGCAAGAGAAGUAGCUGACUUUCCUAACAAAGAAAUAGACACAGGAAGUCCGACAAAACAAGGAGACAGGGAAAUAGCUCUUAAAUGAAAGAACAGGACCAAACCACAGCAAGAAAUCAAAGCAAAAUAGCUGUAAGUGGUAUGCCUGAUAGAAAAUUUAAAGUAAUGAUCAUAAAGCUACACACUGGACCUGAGACAAGUGUGGAGGACAUCAGUGAGACCCUUAACACAAAGAUACAAAAGAAUCAGAUAAACAACACAAUAAAUGAAAUUUAAAAUACACUUGAUGGAACAUAGAGGAGGCUAGAUAAAGCAGAGGAAAUAAAAACGACUUGGAAGACAGUAAUAGAAAGUAAGCUGAGCAAAAGAGAAGAAAGAAAAUAGGCAGAUCGAGAAUAGUCUUAGAGAACUCAUUGAUUCCAUUAGUGUAAUAACAUUUGCAUUACAGGGAUCUCAGAAGAGAGAGAAAGGGGGGCAGGAAAUUUAUUUCAACAAAUAGCUGAAAAAUUCCCUAUAUAUCCAGGAGAUCCACAUAUCCACAUCCAGGAGGCACAGAGAUCUCCCCCACACACCACCAAAUUCAACCCAAGGAAUUCCACACCAAGACACACAGUAAUUAAAAUGGCAAAAAGUAGCAAUAAGGAAAAAAAAUUUUGCAGCUUUUUCAGCAGAAACUGCAGGCCAGAAGGGGGUAGCAGGAUAUAUUCAACAUGCUGAAAGGGAAAAAUCUAGAGCCCAAAAUACUCCUAUCUACAAGGAUAUUGUUCAGAAUAUAAGGAGAGAUCAAGAGUUUCUCAAAAAAGGAGUUCCUGACCACUACUAAACCAGCUCUAUAAGAAAUAUUAAUGGGGACUCUGAAUGGAAAGGAAAGACCUUAAGUUGAGAGUAUGAAAUGUAGGAAAACACAAAAGUAGUAAAAAGUAUUUCUGUAAAAAAAAAAAAAAAAAAAAAAUCAGUCAAGGGUUUCACAAAAAAUAAAAGGAUGUAAAAUACCAUAUACCUAAAACUUGUGGGGCAAGAAGAGUAAAGAAUGGGUUUGAACUUAAGUGACCAUCAACUGCUAUAUGCAGAAGAUACUAUAUAUAAAUCUAAUGGUAACCACAAAUCAAAAACCAGUAACAUAUCAAAGAAUAAAGAGAAAGGAAUUCAAGUAUAUCAGUGAAGAAAGCCAAUAAACCAUGAAAGUAAGGAUCAGAGAAAAUCUACAGAAACAACCACAAAUAAGUAACAAAUUGGCAAUACUUAUUUAUCAGUAAUUACUUUGAACAUAAUGACUAAACACUCCAAAAGACAUUUUUUUUAUCUACUCCAUCACCCUAUAAGAUCCAUCUAUAUGCUACCUGUAAGAGACUCAUUUCAGACUGAAUGGCACCUGCAGAUUGAAAGUAAGGGGAUGGAGAUACAUUUAUCAAGCAAAUGGAAGUCCAAAGAAAGCUGGAGUAGUAAUACUUAUAUCAGACAAAAUGCCUUUAAAACAAAGACUGUAACGAGACAAAGGACACUAUAUACUAAGAAAGGGGAUAAUCCAACAAAAAAUACAAUAACUGUACAUAUUUAUGCACCCAACAUGGGAGCACCCAAAUACAUAACAGUUAUACAAACACAAAGGAAGUAAUUGAUAGCAAUACAGUAACAAUAGGGGACUUUAAUACCUCACUCACACUAAUGGACAGAUCAUCCAAACAGCAAAUCAAGAGGGAAACAGUGACUUUGAAUGACACACUGGACCAGAUAGAUUUUACGGACAUAUUCAGAACAUUCCAUCCUAAAAGAGCAGAAUACACAUCCUUUUCAAGUGCAUAUGGGAUGUUCUCCAGAAUAGAUCACAUGUUAGGCCACAAAACAAGUUUCAACAACAACAACAAAAGAAAAAAAAAAAAAGUACUCUCAUGCAUCUUUCCUACCACAACACUAUGGAAAUCCAUCACAAGAAAAAAAUCUGGGAAUAAUACAAAUACAUGGAGGCUGAAUAACAUGCUACUAAACAAUGAAUGGGUCAACCAAGAAAUCAAUGAGGACAUCAAAAAUUACAUGGAAACAAAUGAAAAUGAAAACACAACAGUCCAAAAUCUCUGGGAUGCAGCAAAAGUGGUUCUAAGAGGGAAGUUUAUAGAAAUACAGGCCUCCUCAAGAAGCAAGAAAAAUCUCAAAGCAACCUAACCUUACACUUAAAGGAGCCAGAAAAAAAACAAUAAAUGUAACCCAGAACCAGUAGGAGGGAGAAAAUAAUAAGGAUUAGAGCAGAAAUAAAAUAGAAACUAAAAAAACUACAGAGCAGAUCAAUGAAACAAGGAGUUGAUUCUUUGAAAAGAUCAAUAAAAUGGAUAAACCUUUAGCCAAACUCCUUAAAAGGGAGUGGGACCCAAGUAGGCAAAAUAACUAAUGAAAGUGGAGAAAUAACCAACACCACAGAAAUACAAUUAUAACAGAUUAGGAAAACCUUUAUGUCAACAAAAUGGACAACUUAGAAGAAAUGGAUAAAUUCCUAGAAACCUAUUACCUACCAAAACUAAAGCAGGAAGAAAUAGAAAAUUUGAACAAACCAAUUACCAUUAAUGAAAUUGAAUCAAGUAAUCAAAACACUUCCAAAAAACAAAAGUCCAGAACCAGACAGCCUCAUAGGUGAAUUCUACCAAACAUUUAAAGAAGAGCUAAUACUUAUUACUUUCAAACUAUUCCAAAAAAUAUUAGAGGAAGGAAAACUUCCACAUUCAGUCUAAAACCAGAUAAAGGCCAAAACCAGAUAAAGAUACCACAAUAGAACUACAGUCCAGUAUCUCUCAUGAAUAUAGAUGCAAAAAACCUCAACAAAAUAUUAGCAAACCCAAUCCAACAGUAUAUUAAAAAAAAAAAAAUCAUUCACCACAACCAAGUGAGAGUUAUUACCAGACACAAGGCUGGUUCAAUAUGUGCAACAAUCAAUGUGAUAAAUCAAUAGGAUAAAAACCAUAUGAUCAUUUCAGUAGAUGCAGGAAGAGCACUUGACAAACUACAAAUCACUCAUGAUGGAAACCCUCUGCACAUUAGGUCUAGAGGGAGCAUAACUCAACAUAAUAAAGGCCAUAUAUGAAAAACCCACAGCCAACAUCAUACUCAAUGGUGAAAAACAGAGCUUUUCCCUGUUUAUCAGGGAAAUAAGACAUGGAUGUCCACUGUCACCACUUUUUUUUUUUUUAAGAUUUAUUUAUUUUAGAGAGCAUGCAUGAGUGCGCACCCAAGGAGGGGAGGGAGAGAGAAACUUUAGCAGACUCUACAUUGAGUGCAGAGCUUGAUAUGGAGCUCAAUCCCAUGAUCCUGAGAUCACUACCUUAGCUGAAGCCAAGAGUCUGAUGUUUAACCAACUGCACCACCUGGAUGCCCCUCUCACCAUUUUUAUUCAGCAUAGUACUGGAAGUCCUACCCACAGCAAUUCAACAACAUAAAUAAAAGGCAUCCAAAUUGGUAAGGAAGAAGUAGAAGUUUCACUAUUUGCAGAUGACAUGAUUGUAUACAUAGAAAAUCCUAAAGACUCCACCAAAAAACCACUAAAACUGUUACGUGAAUUCAGUAAAGUCGCAGGAUACAAAAUCAAUGUACAGAAAUCUGUUGCAUUCCUAUAACUAAUAAUGAAGCAGCAGAAAGAGAAAUUAAGAAAACAAUCCCAUUUACAAUUGCACCAAUAAUAAUAAAAUAUCAAAGAAUAAACUUAACCAAAGAGGUGAAAGACCUGUACUCGGAAAACUGUAAAACAUUGGUGAAAUUGAAGAUGACAUAAAGAGGGGCGCCUGGGUGGCUCAGCUGGUUAAGUGGCUGCCUUCAGCUCAGGUCAUGAUCCCAGGGUCCUGGGAUCAAGCCCUGCAUCAGGCUUCCUGCUCAGCGGGGAGUGUGCUUCUCCCUCUACCUCUGCUCCCCCACCCCCGCUCAUGCUCGCUCUCUCAAAUAAAUCUUUAAAAAAAAAAUGAAGAUGACACAAAGAAAUGGAAAGACUAUUCCAUGCUCAUGGACUGGAAGAACAAAUAUUGUUAAAUGUCUAUACUACCCAAAGCGAUCUAUACAAUUAAUGCAAUCCCUAUCAAAAUACCAAUAGCAUUUUUCACAGAACUAAAACAAUUCUAAAAUUUGUACGGAAAUACAAAAGACCUUGAACAGCCAAAGCAAUCUUGAGAAAGAAAAAACGGGCACCUGGGUGGCUCAGUAGGUUAAGCACCUAACUCUUGAUUUUGGUUCAGGUCAUGAUCUCAGGGUCAUGAGAUUGAGCCCUGUGUCAGGCUCCGUGGUCAGUGGGGAGUCUACUUGAGCUCUCGCCCUGCUCCUCCCCCACCUCUCUCCAAUAAAAGAUCUUAAAAAAGAAAAGAGAAAAAACUGGAAGUAUCACAAUUCCAGAUUUUUGCUAUAUUGCAAAGUGGUAGUAAUUAAAACAGUAUGGUACUGGCAUAAAAACAGACACAUAGAUCAAUGGAAUAGAACAGAAAACCCAGAAAUAGACCCACAAUUCUAUGGUCAAUUAAUCUUCCACCAAGGAGGAAUGAAUGUGCAAUGGGAAAAAGACAGUCUCUUCAACAAAUGGUGUGCGGAAAACUGGACAACCGCAUGCUAAAGAUAGAAACUGGACCACUUUCUUACACCAUGCACAAAAAUAAACUUAUAAAUGGAUUAAAGACCUAAAUGUGAGACCUGAAACCAUAAAAAUCCUAGAUGAGAAGAUAGGCAGUAAUCUCUCUGACACUAGCCAUAGCAACAUUUUUCUAGAUAGGUCUCCUGAGGCAAGGGGAAUAAAAACAAAAAUAAACUACUGGGAUUACACCAACAAAGUUUCUGCACAGUGAAGGAAACAAAUCAAGAAAACUAAAUGGCAACUACUGAACAAGAGAAGAUAUUUGCAAAUGACAUAUCCAGUAAAGGGUUAGUAUCCAAAAUAUAUAAAGAAAUGAUACAACUCAAUACCCAGAGAACAAAUAAUCCAAGAAAAAAAUGAGAACACAUGAACAGACAUUUCUCCAAAGACAUAUACAGAUGGCCAAAAGACACACGAAAAGAUGCUCAAUAGUACUCAUCAUCAGCAACAUGCAAAUCAAAACCACAAUGAGGUAUCACCUCACAUCUGCCACACUGACUAACAUAAAAACACAAGAAACAAGUGCUGGCAAGGGUGUGGAGAAAAUGGAACUCUUUUGCAUUUUUUUUUUUUUAAGAUUUUUAUUUAUUUAUUUAUUUGACAGAGAGAGACACAGCGAGAGAGGGAACACAAGCAGGGGGA